GCCCGAGCCCGAGCCCGAGCCCGAGCCGAGCCGAGCCGGGCCGGGCAUGCACAGCGCCCGCCUGGACGCCCGCCUCGGCCAGCUCAGCGCCGACGUGCUGUGCCUGCGGGAAGCGGGGGCCGCGCUGCAGGCCCACAUGCACUGCAUGAGGCAGGCUCUGCACGACCUCAAGCGGGCGCAGGGCCCGGCCCCGCGCCCUCCACUGGUGCCUGGGCCCUACUGGGACCAGCGCAGCCCCAACCGCAGCUCAGACGUCUCAGAGGCAGACUCAGCGUGCUGCGUGGAGCCGGGGGGGGAGGAGGACGAGCGAGCUUCAGCGGCCCAGUCCCCCCCCGCCAGCGAGAGGAGCCUGGAGUUUGACUCGGGCUACUCGGAGGUGUCGGGGGGCACGUGGCAGGAGGAGGCACCUGUGCUGCGCCGGCACCUGCAGCCACCACCCUGCCAGCGGGCACACCGGCUCUCUGUGGGUGCCUUCCUCCGUGGCAGCUCAGGCCAGGUGCCCGCCCCGACUCGGAGGGCCCGGCCCAAGUCCACGUCUGACGCCUGCCUGGAGCAGUGGCGGGUGCUGGAACCGGGGGAUGCGCAGGACUGGACCGUAUCGCUGCUGUCACAGAGCCGCAAUCGCCAGCCUCUGGUGCUGGGCGACAACUGCUUCGCUGACCUGGUGGAGAACUGGAUGGACCUGCCAGAGGUGGGAGCUGAGCCGCGGCGCUUGCCUCCCACCGAGCCCUCUCGCUGGUUGGGCAAACCCCAUGGCUUUCUGCUCAACCUCUCAGGCAACGUGCGCCGCAAGCUGGCCAGCAUGGCCCGGCCCCGGGCCACCGAGGGUGCCCGCCCUGGGGGCCGGGACGCUUCGAAGCGCCUCUCCUGCCCACUAGGCUUAGGCGCCCAGCCCAAGGGCACCUACUUCCACCAGUCCCAUAACAACAUUGCGCAGCUGGCCACAGACUUCAACCGCUUCACAGCCCUCAUGAACAGCCGGAGCCGGCAGCCCAUCAUCUGCAACGACGUUAUCGGCUACAUUUAGCCCUACCCAGCACUGCUUGCACCCACUUUCACCACUGUAAAUAAACCUUGUUUUUGUACGGUA
Molecule: messenger RNA, 1090 nt
Organism: Rhea pennata
Lineage: Eukaryota; Metazoa; Chordata; Aves; Rheiformes; Rheidae
Gene: INKA1
Product: inka box actin regulator 1
Exons: 2
Coding region: 47-1027 (326 amino acids)
Cellular component (GO): nucleus
Molecular function (GO): protein serine/threonine kinase inhibitor activity; protein kinase binding
Source: RefSeq, a predicted model, not a curated record